GUGGCACGAUCGCACGACACCCACCUGUGACUUCUAGAAGCACCACCAAAAAAUUGCCCCAAAAAAAAUCUGUCCUUGGACCGUCCGUCUCCCCUUUCCGUUUUCUUCUUCUCAAGAGCCUCUCCGCCUUCCUCUCCCUUCCCCUUCCUUCAACAAUGUCCAAUCGGCUUGACCUCAACAAGCUGGUUGCCCGCAAGGUCUUAGGCAGAGGAGCUCUCGGCACCGUUUUCCUCGUCACCACCACCGCCGACGGCAUCAAUUCUCCUCCUUCCUCCUCCUCCUCCUCUCCUUUCGCCAUAAAAAUUGUGGACAAGGCGACCCUCCAGGGUAAAUUCGAUGCUGCCCGCCGCGCCCGCUGGGAGGUCGACGUCCUCUCCAACCUCCACCACCCUUUCCUCCCUUCCCUCCUUGCCACCUUGGACGCCGACGCCGACGACGACGACGGCUUCUCCGGCUGGGCCAUCCCCUUCUGCCCAGGCGGCGAUCUCAACGUCCUCCGCCAGCGCCAGUCCGACCGCGUCUUCUCCCCCUCCGUCAUCCGCUUCUACCUCGCCGAGCUCGUCCUCGCCCUCGAGUACCUCCAUGCCCACCGCGUCGUCUACCGCGACCUCAAGCCCGAGAACGUCCUCAUCCAAGAGUCCGGCCACAUCAUGCUCACCGACUUCGACCUCUCCAAGAUGCUCCCGCUCCCUCCCGCCGACCUCGUCCAAGCGGUGCCCUCAGACAAGAACCUUCACGUCCCCGCCAAGAUGAUUAACGGCGAUGGGAAUAAUAAUGACAAUGGCGUUCCCAAGAGGCAGAAGAAGAAGAAGACGAGGGGCCACUGCAGAAGUCUGACGAGGCUGGUCACCGCGGCGUCCGCGAAGGUGACGCCGACGGCGCAUGCUGCGGCAAAGAGGCGAAGCACCGUGGUGCCGCGCGUGGCCGCACCUCCCUGCUGCGGCGUGGAGCGCACCAACUCGUUCGUGGGCACCGAGGAGUACGUCGCUCCCGAGGUCGUGAGAGGCCACGGCCACGCGUUCCCCGUCGACUGGUGGGCGCUCGGCGUCCUCGCCUACGAGAUGUUGUACGGCCGGACGCCCUUCCGCGGGGCUAACCGGAAGGAGACGUUCCUGAACGUCCUGACCCGGGCGCCAUCGUUCGUGGGGCCAGCCACAGGGACGGCCGCCCGUCUCCGGGACCUCAUAUUCCGGCUCCUGGAGAAGGACCCAGCACGCCGGCUUGGUUCCGGCGGCGCAGUGGAGGUGAAACGGCAUGAGUUCUUCCGGGGGCUGGACUGGGAGGGGAUAGCCGACAUCUCACGGCCGCCGUUUAUCGUCGAGCAGCAGCCGGAAUUAGAGGAACAAGUCGACAUCAGGGAGUUCUUCAGGAAGCGCAACGCACCAGCAGCUGCGACGCCUUCUCUGUCUCCGUCACCGUCGACCCGGCAGCCGGAACCCGGCGUACCCGAAUUCUGACAACUGUGAUACGGUACGGAAAAAACUUUUGUACAUAGGCAGAAGAAAGUAAAAUAUUUUUGGUGUGGAUGGA
Messenger RNA from Nymphaea colorata (pocket water lily), 1530 nucleotides. RefSeq names its product serine/threonine-protein kinase UCN-like. Gene Ontology annotation, molecular function: protein serine/threonine kinase activity; ATP binding. The record is from RefSeq and is a predicted model, not a curated record. The coding region runs from base 156 to 1457 and encodes 433 amino acids. NCBI's taxonomy places the organism in Eukaryota, Viridiplantae, Streptophyta, Magnoliopsida, Nymphaeales, Nymphaeaceae. Gene Ontology annotation, cellular component: nucleus; plasma membrane; cytoplasm. The transcript has a single exon. Gene Ontology annotation, biological process: protein phosphorylation.